CAACAUCUUCUUCAUCCAUUCAUCAGUCACUAGACACCUGGGCUGUUUCCAUUUUUGGCUAUUGUGGAUAAUGCUGCUAUAAACAUCAGGGUGCAUGUAUCCCUUUGAAUUAGUAUUUUUGUAUCCUUUGGGUAAAUACCCAGUAGUGCAAUUGCUGGAUGGUAGGGUAGUUCUGUUUUUUAACCUUUUGAGGAACCUCCAUGCUGUUUUCUAGAGUUGGCUCCACCAGUUUGCAUUCCCUCCUACACUGAAAGAGUGUUCCUCUUUCUUCCCAUCCUGGCCAACACCUGUUGUUUCUUGUGUUGCUGAUUUUAGCCAUUCUGAUGGGUGUGAGGUGAUAUUUCAUUGUAGUUUUGCUUUGUAUUUCCUUGAUGAUGAGUGCUGUUGAGUGAGUAUUUGUCAUGUGUCUCUUGGCCAUCUGUGUGUCUUCUUUGAAAAAUGUCUAUUCAUGUCAUCUGCCAAUUUUUAAGUGGAUUUUUCAUUUUUGGGGUGUUGAGUUCUAUAAUACUUAAUAUAUUUUGGAUACCAACCCUUUAUCACGUGUCAUUUGCAAAUAUCUUCUCCCAUUCUGUAGGUUGCCUUUUAGUUUUGUUGAUUGAAUCCUUCACUAUUUAGGAGCUUUUUAUCUUGAUGAAAUCCCAAUAGUUUUUGCUUUUGUUUCUCUUGCCUCAGGAGAUAUAUCUAGAAAGAAAUUGCUAUGCCCACGCCAAAGAUGUUACUGCUUGUAUUCUCUAGGAUUUUUAUGGUGUCAAGUCUCACAUUUAGGUCUGUAAUCCACUUUGAAUCUAUUUUUGUGUAAGAAAAUGGUCCAGUUUCAUUCUUUUGCAGGUUGCUAUCCAGUUUUUCCAGUACCCUUUGUUGAAGAGACUGUCUUUUUCCCAUUGAAUAUUCUUUCCUGCUUCGUUGAAGAUUAAUUGAUCAUAUAAUUGUGGGUUCAUUUCUGGGUUUUCUGUUGUGUUCUGUUGGUCUCCAUGUCUGUUUUUGUGCCGAUACCAUACUGUCUUGAUCACUACAGCUUUGUAAUAUAACUCAAAGUCCGGAAUUGUGAUGCCUCCAGCUUUGUUUUUCAAGCUUGCUUUGGCUAUUCAGGGUCUAUUUUGGUUCCGUACAAAUUAUAGGAUUGUUUUUCUAGCUGUGUGAAGAACGCCGCUGAUAUCUUGAUAGGGACUGCAUUAAAUGUGUAGAUUGCUUUGGGCAGUAUUGACAUUUUAACAAUAUUUGUUCUUCCAAUCCAUGAGUAGGGAUUAUCUUCACAUUUUUGUCAUCUUCAAUUUCUUUCAUCAGUGUUUUACAGAUUUCAGAGUCCACGUCUUUCUCCUCUUUGGUUAGGUUUAUUCCUAGGUAUCUUAUUGGUUUUGGUGAAGUUGUAAGUGGGAUUGAUUACUUAAUUUCUUUCUGCUGCUUCAUUAUUGGUAUAUAGAAAUGCAACAGAUUUCUGUAUGUUGAUUUUGUAUUCUGCGACUUCACUGAAUUCAUUUAUCAGUUCUAGGAAUUUUUUGGUGGAGUCUGUUGGGUUUUCUAUAUAGAGUAUCAUGUCAUCUGCAAAUAAUGAAAAUUUUAUUUCUUCCUUGCCGAUUUGGAUGCCUUUUAUUUCCUUUUGUUUUCUGAUUGCUGUGGUUGGGGCUUCCAGUACUAUAUUAAGUAAUAGUGGUAAGAGUGGACAUCCUUGUCUUGUUCUUCACCAUAGAGGAAAAGCUUUCAGUUUUUCCUCAUUAAGGAUGAUAUUAUCUGUGGGUUUUUCAGUUGAGGUAUGUCCCCGCUAAACCUACUUUGCUGAGGGUCUUUAUCAUGAAUGGAUGUUGUACUUUGUCAGAUGCUUUUUCUGCAUCUAAUGAAAAGACCAUAUGGUUCUUAUUUUUUCUUUUAUUAAUGUGGUGUAUCAUGUUGAUUGAUUUGUAAAAAUUGAACCACUCUUUCAACCCAGAAAUAAAUCUUACUUGAUCAUGGUGAAUGAUUUUUUAAUGUAUUGUUGGAUUUGGUUUGCUAGUAUCUUAUUGAGAAUUUUUGCAUCCAUGUUCAUUGAGAAUAUUGGCCUGUUGUUCUCUUCUUUAGUGGAGUCUUUAUCUGGUUUUGGCAUCAGGGUAAUGCUGGCCUCAUAGAAUAAGUUUGGAAAUUUUCCUUCCUAUUCUAUUUUUUGGAAUAGUUUGGGAAGAAUAGGUAUUAACUCUUCUUUAAAUGUUUGGUAGAAUUUGCCUUGAAGCCAUCUGGCCCUGGACUUUUGUUUGUUGGGAGUUUUUUGAUUACUGAUUCAAUUUCUCUUUUUUUUUUAAAGAUUAUUUAUUUAUUUAUUUGAGACAGAGAGAAUGAGAGACAGAGAGCAUGAGAGGGAAGAGGGUCAGAGGGAGAAGCAGGCUCCCUGCCGAGCAGGGAGCCCGAUGCGGGACUCGAUCCCGGGACUCCAGGAUCAUGACCUGAGCCGAAGGCAGUCGCUUAACCAACUGAGCCACCCAGGCGCCCCUUUUUUUAAAGAUUUUAUUUAUUUAUUUGAGAGAGAGAGACUGAGAGAGAGAGAGCAUGAAAGGGGGGAGGGUCGGAGGGAGAAGCAGACUCCCCGCCGAGCAGGGAGCCCGAUGCGGGACUCGAUCCAGGGACUCCAGGAUCAUGACCUGAGCCGAAGGCAGUCGCUUAACCAACUGAGCCACCCAGGCACCCACUGAUUCAAUUUCUUUACUGGUUAUUGGUCUGUUCAAGUUUUCUAGUUCUUCCUGUUUCAGUUUUGGUAGUUUAUAUGUUUCUAGGAAUUUAUCCAUCUCUUCCAGGUUGUCCAAUUUGUUGGCAUAUAGUUUUUCAUGAUAUUCUCUUAUAAUUGUUUGUACUUCUGUGGUGUUGGUUAUUUCUCCUCUCUCAUUUGUGAUUUUUUUCAUUUGGGUCUUUUCUCUCUUCUUUUUGCUAAGUCUGGCUAGAAGUUUAUCAAUUUUAUUAAUUUUUUCAAAGAACCAACUUCUGGUUUCAUUGAUCUGUCCUAUUACUUUUUUAGUUUCUCUAUCCAUUUAUUUCUGUUCUAAUGUUUGUUAUUUCCCUGUUUCUGCUGGCUUUGGGAUUCAUUUGUUGUUCUCUUCUAGCUCUUUUAGGUGUAAGGUUAGGCUAUUUGUUUGAGAUUUUUCUUGAUUCUUGAGGUGGCCUGUAUUACUAUAUACUUCCUUCUUAAGACUGCUUUUACUGCAUCCCAAAGGUUUUGGACCAUCGUGUUUUAAUUUUCACUUGUUUCCAUGUACUUUUUAAAAUCUCUUCUUUGAUUUCCUGGUUGACCCAUUCAUUGUUUAGUAACAUACUGUUUGACCUCCAUGUAUUUGUGGUCUUUCCAAAUGUUUUCUUAUGGUUGACUUGUAGUUUAAUAGCAUUGUGGUUAGAAACGUUGCAUGGUAUGAUUUCAAUCUUCUUGUAUUUGUUGAGGACUGAUUUUUGACCCAGUUUGUGAUCUAUUCUAGAGAAUGUCAAGCCCCACAUCAGGCUCCAUGCUCAGUGUGGAGUUUGCUUGAGAUUCUCUUUCUCCCUAAAUCAAUCAAUCAAUCAAUCAAUCAAUCAAUCAAUCUGUUUUUAAAAUAGAGAAGUUUUCUCUGAGAGAAUACUGAACAUGAUGGGCAUUCUGGGAACAGACCAACUUAAGUAAAUGAGUACACAGAAAAUCCCAAUGUGGCUAGACACAGAAUAGUCUGCUUUGGUCAAAACAUAUGGUUCUUACAAGAAAGAGUAUGAGAUAAGACAGGAAAAGUAAUAUGAGAAAAAGCUCUUGGGUAAGUUAGAGUACUUGACUAAGAAAUUUUGACUCACCUCUAAAGUCAUCUGAAAACUAAAAGUGUGAAACAACAGGAAUAAAAGGUGUGUUUCAGGAAGAUGACUGUCAGGAUUUAGUGAAGGAUAAAUGGGGUUGUGGCAAGAUAACACAAUAAGAAGCUAUUGAAAUAAUCCAGGAUAGCAGCAAUAUUUAAAACUCAUUUAGGCACAGUCAGGAGGCAGAAGCACAGUGGAAGGCCAGAAGAUUGUGGAGCCUCAUGUUGGGCUCCGUUUGGUGGCCUCUAAGUGGUGCCCCCUUUGAGAAUGCCAUCCCAAAGCAAGGAAAUCCCAGGUGCACUUGUGGCCUUGGUGAUUAGUGCCAACUCACUGCCACUGAACAUAGUUGGAACAGAAAAUUGGAACAGGGUAGCAAACCCUUCAGAACUAGGUUUUCAAAACAAAAACAGAAUUGCAAUCUUGGCAGAACUGGGCAAUGAGGAAAGAAAAUUACUAGUGUAACCAAUCUUCAACCAAAUCAUCCUGGAGCUAGGGAUGCACUCUGGAGACCCUUUCUUAAAAAGGACUUUCAGAGGCACCUGGGUGGCUCAGUCAGUUAAGUGUCUGACUCUUCAUUUCAGCUGACGUCAUGAUCUCAGGGUCAUGAGAUGGAGCCCAGUGUGGAGCCUGCUUAAGAUUUCCUCUCUCCCUCUGUCCUUCUCCCACCCAUGCUCUUGCAUGCACAUGCUCACAUGCUCUCUCUGAAAAAAAAAAAAAAAAAGACUUCCAGGUCAUGCUGAGCAGCAGAAUAUUACAGCCCAACAAAAGGUAGCUUUGCAGCAUGCAUGUGCACAUUCAUCUGGCUGUUUCAUAACUCUAGACUCUGCAUUUGGGAAUCAUAUUCUUCCUAUUUUACUUCAUCUUGACCUAGAAUGAAGGAAAUAUUUGUAAUGAAAGUGACUGUAAUAUCAAAUGCCAAAACUACUAUCAUUCAGAAUGAUAUUGUCAUUCAGAAUUGAAUUCAGUGACUUCCAGAGUUUUGGUGAAUAUUUAUAUUCUUUGCUUAUUUAAAAGAAAGGUAUGUGUAAGUCAAAACAGAAAAGGAGGGUCACCAGGAUUUGUGAGCUUUGGAAGCUGUAUUAUCUGAGUGACUUACUAUGUUACCCAUGUGUAACUUUUUUGUAAUGUAGUUUGAUUUUUUAACUCUAAAUCAGGCUCUGAUUUGGAUGGUCACAUAAUUCACCCCUGCAGCCCCCAACUAGUUGGACUAAUAUGUCCACAAUAGAUUUUCAAGAACCACUUUAGUACUUAAGUUUAAACAAAUGAGGAUGCUUUAAAAAAUGUGAACCAGUAAGCUUAAAUAAGUUAUAUUCAUAUUUACUGUUUGUAGAAUUGAUAUUAAUGUACCUUUUGAGUUUAUAGUCAACAUGCCAUCCUGAAAUACUGUUUAACUCAUAACUAGCUCCCUUAUUCCCCAUUUUAAAAGGAAAUCUAAGUUAAGACUAAGACUACCAAUCAGUCUUUAUAAAAAUGUUUAUAAAGCUAUGCCACUAUACAUUAUAUGACUAAAUGGUAUUAAAGACAAUUAUGAGAAAUGUGGUUUUAAAAUUUGUACCUGCUCUUAUUUAGUGUUACUACAUAAAUGGUAUGCCUAUGUGGUUUUAUUGUCCAUUUUUGUGCUAAUUAAAAACAUGCAAGUUGGAAAAAACUCAUUUAGGCAGAUAUCAAAAUUGGAAAGCAAUACAGGUGUAAUUAUCUAAUUUGCACUUGGAAACAAAGGAAUGAGACAUUCAAGAAAAUUUAUUCUGUGAAGUAAAGUAAAAAAGGAUAAAACCACCCCAAGCUUGAUUAAAGGACUGCUCUAAGUAUGACAAAUGAGUACCAAUAUUUUUCUAAUGAAAUAAAUUUAUGUUAUGAAAUAAAUAAUCUAAAUUAAAUUGGAGGUUGUAAAAACAGGUACAUACUCAUAAAAUGUGGAGCUUAGAAAGGAUGGAAAGAAUAAAGAGAUAAGAACCAUGAACUUUUGGAACAGAGUUUAUAAAUUCUGAUGAAAAGAGAAAUUCAGAUACUUCUUCCAUGCAAAAUUCACUUAAUACAAAUUAUUCCUCUUCAAAGAUCCCCUAAACCAUCUAUUAUUGUGUUUUCUCAGGAGAACUAUAUGAAUUAGUUGCUUUUAUCCCGUUUCCUAAAAACAAACACCCCUUCUAAAUUUUUCUUCCAUUAGUAACUACUUGAGACCAAGAGUUUUCUUAACAGAAAUCUAAGAAAAUGGAGUUACCUGAACUCUGAACAAAAUAUUUGAAAACUUAGUGUUCCGCUGUGUGAUUCGCUUUAUUGUCAGAUUUUUGUUUUUAUUUAAAACUGAGAAAAUGUGUUUUCAAGGCAUAAGGAGACUACAGUUAUGGUUACACUAAAUAUUUAGAAGUUAAGUCUCUUAAUACGAGAAGUGUUGUCCUGUGCUUUAACAAAACUGAAGGAGAAAAAAAUCAGGGUUUAAAAUAAAACUUCAUAUUUAUUAAUAACAAGUUGAUAUUUGUAGCUCAUACUUACUGUUUGGCCACAUGAUGUCGCUCUUUACCGCGAAAUUUUCUCAUUCAAGACACAAUUAAGUCAUCCGUUUUCAUAUUGGAAAGACUUCACUCUGUUUCUCUAAGCGGAUGUUGAACAAUGGCGAGCACUUCAUGAUAGUAAGAAGAGAUAAGAGGAUUCCUCCAAAUUUUGAGACAAGUUACUAUUUGAAUUAAAAAAAAAAAAACAAUUAAUUUGAAAUGGUGGACUCGAAUCGAGGCGACCGGGGGCACUGGCAUCUACUGCUGUUUUUCAAAAUCCUCAUAGCCUGGGAGAGCGCGAGCGGCCAGGUCCACUACUCGGUCCCGGAGGAGGCCAAACACGGCACCUUCGUGGGCCACAUCGCCCAGGACUUGGGGCUGGAGCUGGCGGAGCUGGUGCCGCGCCUUUUCCGAGUGGCGUCCAAAGGCCACGGGGACCUUCUGGAGGUAAAUCUGCAGAAUGGCAUUUUGUUUGUGAAUUCUCGGAUCGACCGGGAGGAGCUGUGCGGGCGGAGCGCGGAGUGCAGCAUCCACCUGGAGGUGAUCGUGGACAGGCCGCUGCAGGUUUUCCAUGUGGAAGUAGAGGUGAAGGACAUUAACGACAAUCCUCCUGUAUUCCCCGAGACACAAAAGAAUCUGUUUAUUGCAGAAUCCAGGAUGCUUGACUCUCGGUUUCCACUAGAGGACGCUUCUGAUGCAGAUAUCGAGGAGAACGCUCUGUUGACUUACAGACUGAGCCCCAACGAGUUUUUCUCUCUGGACGUACCAACAAAUGACGAACAGGUAAAACCUCUUGGACUUGUAUUACGGAAAUCUUUAGACAGGGAACAGUCUCCAGAACUUCAUUUAGUGCUCACAGCCACUGAUAGAGGCAAACCUGAGCUGACUGGCACCGUUCAGUUACUCAUCAAAGUGCUGGACGUCAAUGACAACGCCCCAGCUUUCGACAGAACACUCUAUGCCGUGAAAUUACCAGAAAAUGUUCCUAAUGGAACUUUGGUAAUUAAACUUAACGCCUCAGAUUUGGAUGAAGGCUCGAAUGCGGAUAUUAUUUACUCGUUCUCUAGUGGUGUUUCCCCAGAUAUAAAAUCUAAGUUCUACAUAGAUGCCAUAAGUGGAGAAAUUAUAGCAAUAGGACAUAUCGAUUUUGAAGAAAGCAAAACCUACAAACUUCGAGUAGAAGCGAUCGAUAAAGGCUACCUACCACUAGCUGGUCACUGUACAGUUCAUGUGCAAGUUUUGGACGCUAAUGAUAAUGCUCCAGAGUUGACUGUUACUUCCCUGUCUCUCCCUAUCUCAGAGAAUGCUCAACCGGGCACAGUCAUCACCUUGAUUAAGGUGUUUGACCGAGAUUCUGGAGCUAAUGGGGAGGUGACCUGCUCACUAACACCUCAUGUCCCCUUCAAGCUGGUGUCCACCUUCAAGAAUUACUAUUCGCUGGUGCUGGACAGCGCCCUGGACCGAGAGAGCGUGGCGAACUAUGCUCUGGUGGUGACCGCACGCGACGCAGGCUCGCCUUCGCUCUCCGCCACGGCCAGCGUGUCCGUGGAAGUGGCGGACGUGAACGACAACGCGCCGGCAUUCGCGCAGCCCGAGUACACGGUGUUCGUGAAGGAGAACAACCCGCCCGGCUGCCACAUCUUCACGGUGUCUGCGCGGGACGCCGACGCGCAGGAGAACGCGCUGGUGUCCUACUCGCUGGUGGAGCGGCGCGUGGGCGAGCGAGCGCUGUCGAGCUACGUGUCGGUGCACGCGGAGAGCGGCAAGGUGUACGCGCUGCAGCCGCUGGACCACGAGGAGCUGGAGCUGCUGCAGUUCCAAGUGAGCGCGCGCGACGCGGGCGUGCCUCCCCUGGGCAGCAACGUGACGCUGCAGGUGUUCGUGCUGGACGAGAACGACAACGCGCCCGCGCUGCUGCCGCGGCCGGGGGCGGGCGGCGGCGCUGUGAGCGAGCUGGUGUCGCGGUCGGUGGGCGCGGGCCACGUGGUGGCGAAGGUGCGCGCGGUGGACGCCGACUCUGGCUACAACGCGUGGCUGUCGUACGAGCUGCGGCCGGCGGCGGGUGGCGCGCGCAGCCCGUUCCGCGUGGCGCUGUACACGGGCGAGAUCAGCACGACGCGCACCCUGGACGAGGCGGACUCGCCGCGCCAGCGCCUGCUGGUGCUGGUGAAGGACCACGGCGAGCCGGCGCUCACGGCCACGGCCACUGUGUUGCUGUCGCUGGUGGAGAGCGGCCAGGCGCCCAAGGCGUCGUCGCGGGUGCUGGCGGGCGCCGCUGGCGCCGAGACGGCGCUGCUGGAUGUCAACGUGUACCUGAUCAUCGCCAUCUGCGCGGUGUCCAGCCUGUUGGUGCUCACGCUGCUGCUGUACACGGCGCUGCGCUGCUCGGCGCCGCCCGCGGAGGGCGCGUGCGCGCCUGGGAAGCCCACGCUGGUGUGCUCCAGCGCGGUGGGGAGCUGGUCGUACUCGCAGCAGAGGCGGCAGAGGGUGUGCUCCGGGGAGGGCCCGCCCCCGGCCCCGCCCCCGCCCAAGACCGACCUCAUGGCCUUCAGCCCCAGCCUUCCUCCGUGUCCUGGAUCUCUAAAUGCGACGGAAGAUCCACAAGCUUCUUUGGAGUCCUCUGGAAAGCCUGGAAGGCGGGGAGGGGCCAGGUCCAUUAUUCUGUGCCGGAGGAGGCCAAACACGGCACCUUCGUGGGCCGCAUCGCCCAGGAUUUGGGGCUGGAGCUGGCGGAGCUGGUGCCACGCCUGUUCCGGGUGGCGUCCAAAGGCCACGGGGAUCUUCUGGAGGUAAAUCUGCAGAAUGGCAUUUUGUUUGUGAAUUCUCGGAUCGACCGGGAGGAGCUGUGUGGGCGGAGCGCGGAGUGCAGCAUCCACCUGGAGGUGAUCGUGGACAGGCCGCUUCAGGUUUUCCAUGUGGAGGUGGAG
Messenger RNA from Mirounga angustirostris (Northern elephant seal), 9187 nucleotides. Its product is annotated as protocadherin alpha-7-like. Bases 6480 to 9053 code for a protein of 857 amino acids. NCBI's taxonomy places the organism in Eukaryota, Metazoa, Chordata, Mammalia, Carnivora, Phocidae. Gene Ontology annotation, cellular component: plasma membrane. The record is from RefSeq and is a predicted model, not a curated record. Gene Ontology annotation, molecular function: calcium ion binding. The transcript is spliced from 2 exons. Gene Ontology annotation, biological process: homophilic cell-cell adhesion.